AUAACUGGAAGGAGAAACCCUAAAUUCAUUCUCUCUCUAUAUUUGUUCUCUCGCCGCCUGUUAGUAAAGUGCAUUCAAUCUAGGCGAUCAGUUUUCAAUCAAGAUGGUUCUACCGAACGAUGUUGAUUUGUUGAACCCACCUGUUGAAUUAGAGAAGAAGAAGCAUAAGCUUAAGCGUCUUGUUCAAUCACCGAAUUCAUUUUUCAUGGAUGUCAAGUGUCAAGGAUGCUUCAACAUAACGACUGUUUUUAGCCACUCUCAAACGGUGGUGGUGUGUGGAAACUGUCAGACAGUGCUGUGCCAACCCACGGGUGGUCGUGCAAGGCUCACGGAGGGAUGUUCUUUCAGGAGAAAAGGAGAUUAAAGCUGGAAUGGGUAUGAAUGAAUUAAACAGGUUUUUUUGUCAUGGGCAAGUCUACGUUUAUGUCAAGUUAAUAUGAUUUUCAGGUUUUAUUUAUCUACAUUGGGUUUCUUUUAUUUCUGUUGAAUGAUUGGUGAUCAGAAAAUUCAGACAUGUGUUUUGAUGGAUGGUACUGUAUUUGUUUAUUACUGAGACAAUCAUCUGAGUUAUAAUAGAAUGCUAUCUUUU
Impatiens glandulifera is the source of this 589-nucleotide messenger RNA. Its product is annotated as 40S ribosomal protein S27-2. NCBI's taxonomy places the organism in Eukaryota, Viridiplantae, Streptophyta, Magnoliopsida, Ericales, Balsaminaceae. The transcript is spliced from 4 exons. The record is from RefSeq and is a predicted model, not a curated record. Gene Ontology annotation, biological process: translation; ribosomal small subunit assembly. Gene Ontology annotation, molecular function: structural constituent of ribosome; RNA binding. Gene Ontology annotation, cellular component: cytosolic small ribosomal subunit; ribosome. Bases 104 to 364 code for a protein of 86 amino acids.